AUGUUGUCAGAAAGGACAAGGAGGUUCUUUCACUUCAAACGAAACCCAGCAUCCAAAACCAAGUUGUUGAGAGAGAGAGAGACUGACAACGAAUGUCUACAGAAAGCCGUUUCUUCUCCACCUCUCAGUUCUCUUAGAAACUUGUCUGCUCAAAUGAAUUUAGAAAACAAGACAAGUGCUACAUUAGAUCCUUUUCAUGUCACUAAAACAGCUUUAAGUGGCUCCCAACAGACUGAUAAAGAUACAUCCUCCCCUCUUCCCUCUGCUUUGCAAGCUACAACUGCGUCCAAAACUGAGAUCCAGAAGACUUCAAUUGCAAGAUUAACUGAAAGAUUUGUAGCACGAGUGCCUACUAUCUCAAGACCUUCAAAAAAACACGUACCUGGCAGCUUUGAAAAAGCAAGACUUCGGUUUGCACAUGCAGAAACUGUAGUCCCGUUCUCAUGUCUGCUUGGUUUAUUUCUUGAAGGGUCUGAGUUUGACAAAACCCAGAAGGAGAUACCUUUGGCGUUUCCUCCAAAGCCUCCACAGAAAAGAAAAUGGAGGGGUAACACUGUGGCUCCUUUUGCUGGUAACAACAUGCUGGUACUGUAUAGUUGUCCUGCGCCAGACAAAUCUAGAAGCAAGCACUUUGUGCAAGUGCUGCACAAUGAACACCCCAUUCCAAUGCCGGGUUGUCAUGGUUCUGAUUUCUGUCCAUUUGAAGUAUUCAAGGAAAAAAUAGUUGCUCCUCAUCGGAAGCAUGACUAUGAUACUGUCUGUAAUGCAAAGCUAGAGCAGAAGCCCUAUCGCAGCAAGAUUCUCCAAAUACUUCAGUGGUUUUUUCAACUAGGGAAAGGUGACAAGUACCCCAAAGAUGAAUUUUAG
This is a messenger RNA of Vicia faba (fava bean), 867 nucleotides long. NCBI's taxonomy places the organism in Eukaryota, Viridiplantae, Streptophyta, Magnoliopsida, Fabales, Fabaceae. The record is from the annotation of a GenBank genome assembly.